GCAAAUCGGAUCAGCGAAAUUGGAAUGUCAUUGAAGAAAGAAACCCUUUCGGACGUACAGCUACACCUGGCUGCCCUGCGUGGUGACGAAAUGUUGCUGAGACGAGUGCUGGACAGCGGCAAGGUGCACGUAGACUGCCGUGAUGAGGACUAUACCACACCGCUCAUACUGGCUGCUGCCGGCGGACAUACAGCUUGCGUCAUCGAGCUGCUGGAGCAGGGUGCUGAUCCGAAUGCUCGCCGAGUGACCGGUACGACGGCACUAUUCUUCGCUGCACAGGGUGGCUUCGUGGACGUUGCCAGGAUACUGCUCAAGGCGGGAGCACCGGUCGACUGUUCGUCCGUGGACGGCGGUACGCCACUGUUCGUUGCCUGCCAGGGUGGCCACGAAGCCAUGGUGAGCGAGCUGCUAAGCCACGGUGCCAACGUGCACGCCUGCAUGAAGGAUCGUGCUACACCGUUAUUCAUAGCGGCACAGAACGGACAUAGUUUGGUGCUAAAGUUGCUGUUAGCUGCCGGUGCGAAUCCAGAUGCGCCGAGGAAUGAUGGCGCAACACCACUGUGGAUCGCGGCACAGAUGGGACAUGAUCAUGUCGUCAAGAUAUUGCUGCAUAAUGGAGCCGUUGUCGAUGCCGUGCGAUGUGAUGGAGCUACAGCACUGUUUAAGGCAGCCCACAAAGGACACAGUGCCGUUGUGCAUGAACUGCUCAAAUUCCGACCAAAUCUUGGCACACUGGCAAACGGUGAAACAGCUCUUCAUGCUGCAGUCAUGUUCGGGCAUCUACCGAUCGUUAAGCAACUGGUAGCGGCCGGUUCCGAUUAUACCAUCCCAAAUCAGGACGGCUAUACCCCGCUUCAAAUUGCAAGGCAGCAAAAGUUCGCCUCCGUUCAUCAAUAUCUGAAAGAGCGCGAGCAAGCGUCUCAUGCUGGAGGAACUCCAAAACGAACGGUUUCAUCGAACCAAGGCAAAACAUCCAAAGGUUCCUCGGCGUCAGUAGCCAUUACUGGCUAA
This is a messenger RNA of Anopheles maculipalpis, 1011 nucleotides long. RefSeq names its product ankyrin repeat domain-containing protein 29. The record is from RefSeq and is a predicted model, not a curated record. The coding region runs from base 25 to 1011 and encodes 328 amino acids. Gene Ontology annotation, molecular function: protein binding. The transcript is spliced from 7 exons. Lineage: Eukaryota; Metazoa; Arthropoda; Insecta; Diptera; Culicidae.